This is a messenger RNA of Polyodon spathula (Mississippi paddlefish), 2060 nucleotides long. Its product is annotated as divergent protein kinase domain 1A-like. The record is from RefSeq and is a predicted model, not a curated record. The transcript has 6 exons. NCBI's taxonomy places the organism in Eukaryota, Metazoa, Chordata, Actinopteri, Acipenseriformes, Polyodontidae. Bases 211 to 1497 code for a protein of 428 amino acids.
GCUUAUGGUGUUCUCCGCCUGCUUUAUUCUGUGUUGAAGAAGAGGAGCUAGUAUCCAGCGGUGGACUGUUAACAACAGCUGCAGUAAAGGGGGGAAAAGCCACGGAGAAAGGAGGUGCUGUAUUUGUAUCACUGGAUGCUUAUUAGUCCAGACCCAUCCAACAGGAGGACAGGAAUGACUGGGUUGAUGUGGUGAGAUGUGCUGUUUGCCAUGGCGAGGGGGCUGUUUUCAUGGGCCGGGCUAAGAAAGCCUUACUAUAUUCAGGCUCAUUUCUCAUAUAUGUACAUGAAGUAUUUCUUCUUCACCUGGCUGGCCGUGUUCAUUGGCAGCUGGGUGGUGUAUGUCCAGUAUUCCACCUACACAGAGCUCUGCCGAGGCCAGGACUGCAAGAACACAAUAUGUGAUAAAUACAGAAAGGGAGUGAUCGAUGGGUCAGCUUGCAGCAGCCUGUGUGACAAGGAAACCCUCUAUCUGGGAAAGUGCCUAUCAACUAGAUCCAAUAACCAGGUCUACGUGGGAAGAUGGGGAGAUUUAGAGGCAGUGAUAAAAUGCCAGAUGGAGGAAACGGUUCAUUUUGAUUUGGGAGGAGAUAUGGAGCCGAGAAAGGAAGCAGUGUUGUUUGACAAGCCAACCAAAGGGACCUCCGUAGAAAAAUUUAAAGAAAUGGUGUUCAGUCAUUUGAAGGCAAAGGUUGGUGAUCAGGCAAACCUGCUGGAUCUGGUCGGUCUAGUCAUCUCUGUGGCAGACGGGAAUAAGGAUGGCCAUAUCUCUUUACCGGAAGCAAAAUCCACAUGGGCACUCCUGCAGCUGAACGAGUUUCUGCUGAUGACAAUACUUCAGGAUAAAGAGCACACUCCCAAACUGCUGGGAUUUUGCGGGGACCUUUAUGUCAUGGAAAAAGUGCAGUAUACCUCUUUAUAUGGAAUCAGCAUUCCAUGGAUCAUGGAAUUGUUUGUUCCCUCUGGAGCGAGGCGGAGUAUGGACCAGUGGUUCACACCAUCCUGGCCUAGAAAGGCCAAGAUCUCCAUUGGUCUGCUGGAAUUCGUGGAAGACAUCUUCCACGGGACUUUUGGGAACUUCCUGAUGUGUGACACCAGUGCCAACAAUUUUGGCUACAAUGCCAAACACGACCUUAAAAUGGUGGACAUGAGGAAAAUCAUUCCUGAAGUUAGUUUCAAAGACCUCAUCAGAGACCGUCACUGUGAGACUGAUGAAGACUGUGUCUAUGGUAUGGAUUGCAGGACCACCUGUGACCAAACCAAAAAGAAGUGCACCACAGAGGUGAUCCAGCCUAACCUGGCCAAGGCGUGUCAAUCUCUGAAGGACUACCUCCUGCGGGGAGCCCCUCCCGAGAUCAGAGAGGAGCUGGAGAAGCAGCUGUAUUCCUGCGUCGCCCUCAAGGGAACCGCAGACCAGAUGGAAAUGGAACACUCCUUAAUACUGAACAACUUGAAAACGCUGCUGUGGAAAAAGAUUUCGCACACGAAAGACUCCUAAUGAAGAAACUGAACUAAGAUUUCGUUUUUCUUUCUGUUCCUUUUUAAGCAAACAAUGCGAUUGUGGAAAAAUGCAUUGGUACUCUUAAGUGUCAUAGGUGAGCCAUUUUGUUUGUGUAACGUGUACAUUUUAAACAAUUUGACUAGUAUCUGUUAAUUUGUUCAUGACCACAUACAGAAUAUUGAUUGUGCCAUAUACAAUUAGUUUGCUUCAAGAUGGUGUUUUUUUUUUUUUUGUUUGUUUAAGUUUUGGUUUACAAGUGAAAACAAACAAGCAAAAUUAACAGUGGCUAAAGACAUGUAAUCUACUAUACCACAGUAGGUUGUUUACCACUUCUGAAGGAAGUUCAUAAAAUAAUUUACAGCAUUUUGAUGCUGCAAUUGCCUCAUUCGUUAAUCUUCAUGUGUAUGCAAAUAUGUUGUACUUGUAAGGUCUUAAUAUUUAACAAAAACCACUGUUUAGUACAUGCUGUGGUUAAGGUCAUUGUUGCUGUUUCAGAAUGAAGUGUUCAGAUUACUCAGAUGUUUACUGGAAGUUUAGCAUGACUGAUUUGCACAUUAAAG